Rhizophagus irregularis DAOM 181602=DAOM 197198 is the source of this 759-nucleotide messenger RNA. RefSeq lists its product as uncharacterized. NCBI's taxonomy places the organism in Eukaryota, Fungi, Glomeromycota, Glomeromycetes, Glomerales, Glomeraceae. The record is from RefSeq and is a predicted model, not a curated record.
AUGACAGACUAUGAUCCGUUUAACGAUUUUUGGGGAGAUUUCAUCACCGCAAUUGGAGUAGUUGUUAUAGCUACUCGGCUUAGUGAACAAGCAGCAAAUGGGAAUGUCAAUGGCGCAAAUGGAAAUAGAGGAAAAAAAAUAGAAGCGGUGGAUGAUAUUAUAAUUAUUGGUUCGCUGCACGCACUUAAUAUUUAUUUGUUCUUUGCAUGGUGGGAUUAUGAAGAUGGGACUAGCAAAGCUCUUGGGCUAAUCGGAUUAAUUUUAUCUAUCAUUUUUUUAUUUUACGUACUUUUAUUUCAUUUUCGAGAAACAAAUGCGGGACUUUUAUUACAAAUCCGGGAUAAAAUUAAUAAAUAUAGAUUGAUUUUGAUUCUUAACAUAUUAUUUUGCACGGUUAAUCCAAAUUUAGAUAUCGGUUCCUACGAUGAAUUUUGCAAUAUGUAUCCGUAUGGUCAUUGCGAGAUUGAUAGAAUAUUGAGGUUUAUAAACAUAACCUGCAUUAUUGUUGCAUGGAUAUUAAGUCUUGUCAAUAAAUAUAUCGACCCAUCGUAUUUAUAUUACAUUCAACGAUUCUUAACGCUUUUGUUUUUUAUUUGUGCAAUUUUAGUUCAAGCCGUUGGGAAUGGAUAUCUAUUAAGUAGCAAUCUUUUGCAAACAAAAUUUACAACUGCUCUUGCUACAGUUGCGGUAACCAGAUUACUUGAUGUUUACAGUAAAGGUGGUUCUUCUAUUUUUGCGCCAAUUUUUGAGUUAAAGUAG